AUGGAAUCGACUUUCAUCCCUGUGCAGUCGACCCAUCCCUCCUUGUUCCGGCCAAAUGCAGAACGGCCCCGCUUCUCCGUCUCAUACAAAUGGUGGGAGGAUGAAGCUACAACGGUCCUUUGGGCGUUCGACGCUGGGGAAAUCCAACGGGUGAUUCGCUACGGACUCUUUCCAGAUGAAAAUCUCCCGCGUACGGCUCUGCAGAGUCGGAACGAGAGUACCGUUGAUAGCUUCCUGUUUACGCUUGUGCAGCCUUACGAGAGGCCUUUCACCGCUAAUCUAUCGCAUGUUCAGAAGGUCGAGGAGAUCCUGCGGCGGUCCAAGGGCACGAGCCCGGCGCUUGUUCCCUGGAGCUGGUUUCCAUCGGUGAUGAACCGUGAGCAGAAUCCGGAGGCUAUUGCUAAAGCGAUUGAUGCUGAGAGCCGGCUGCAUUUUACUCGGAUUCCGUUUGAGGAGUGGGUGCGGUAUUCGUUGGGUUACCGGUCUAUUUUGGUUGAGUCGCUCUUGGAGGAGCAUACGAAGCUCUUCCAUCAUCUCCUCAACCACCUUGAUGCGUUUCCAGAGGAUCUUAAGAGGUAUACCGAAGUUGAAAAGCAUUUGCGAAGGCGAAGCCCGUUUGCCCACAGGGCUUUGGCGCAAUCCUUACUCACCGUCCAAUCUGGCGGAGAUCGUCGGCCUCCAUUAAGCCCUGUACCUGGAUUUGACUUCAUUGCAGGCCCCAUCCAGCGCCUUUUCAAAGAGCACCCCCCAAGCCUGACGGCUAUUCUGAAGGUGCUCUGUGUCCUCGAGGUCAGGUUCCGACGGAUGUAUUUCCACAUUCCCGAGAUGGACUGGUAUGAGAGCUUUGACACCACCGUCACUUUCUUCGAGGACGUGCUUGCAUCGACUUCGGCUGUCGACUUGGCUCGCACGUUGACUACUACCGACGAGGGUCACUUUUCUGAGUUGGACGAGCGGGGCCUGAUGGAAGAGGGUCCUGUGGCUCGGCAAAUCAUCAUGGAGUGGCACACGUUGAGCAUGGCGGUCUGGGAAGUAUGUUCUGCAUUGCCAGACUUGAUACCGUAUAUCCAAGAAUGUGUACAGGCUCUCUUUCUCAUUCGAAACUACCAUUCGUUAACGGCGAUGUUGAACGGUCUCCAAAAAUACAGUAUCCUGGCUAUGACAUUCAAUAACGUAAACAGCACCACGGGCACAGUAACCCUGGGCCCCGUCCUCCCAGCCGACUUAUUCUACCUCCUGAACCCCUUCCAUAAUUAUCUCGCCUACCGGCAACAAUUCCAUGAAGCUCCAGGGAUCCCUUUCCUCUUACCUCAUAUCAGGGAAUUCAAGCAACACGGCCAGGGCGUAUUGCACCGGUUGUUCCAGGAGAUCCAGAUCCCUCUCCCUUGA
This is a messenger RNA of Aspergillus ruber CBS 135680, 1389 nucleotides long. RefSeq lists its product as uncharacterized. Bases 1 to 1389 code for a protein of 462 amino acids. The record is from RefSeq and is a predicted model, not a curated record. Lineage: Eukaryota; Fungi; Ascomycota; Eurotiomycetes; Eurotiales; Aspergillaceae. The transcript has 3 exons. Gene Ontology annotation, biological process: small GTPase-mediated signal transduction. Gene Ontology annotation, molecular function: guanyl-nucleotide exchange factor activity.